This is a messenger RNA of Rosa rugosa (rugosa rose), 1880 nucleotides long. RefSeq names its product putative F-box/FBD/LRR-repeat protein At4g03220. The transcript has 4 exons. The record is from RefSeq and is a predicted model, not a curated record. NCBI's taxonomy places the organism in Eukaryota, Viridiplantae, Streptophyta, Magnoliopsida, Rosales, Rosaceae. The coding region runs from base 317 to 1750 and encodes 477 amino acids. Gene Ontology annotation, molecular function: protein binding.
AAGUUCAAGUACCACAGAGGGAUCCACAGCACCUUUUCCCGCCAAAAGUUAGUAGGCCUUUUGGGCUCUGCUUUAGUGGGCUUGGAGCAAUAUACUCUUCUCCCUCGCAUCACUAUCUCACUUCCAUUUUGCUUUUCUAUGUUUCAGUUCAGAGUUCAACACUUUGAAUCUCAACUUAUCAAUUCAGAGUUCCGCCGGACCCUUAAGGGCCUUAGCUUCAAGUCUCGCUCAGGAGGAGAAUGACAAAGCUUGUAGCUCCAUCCCACUUCCAACGGUCCUAUAGGUUGUCUUAGAACCACAGAAUAGUAUCGGUCUAAUGGUGCGCAAGUAUAAGCUCCGCCCACGGCCAACUGCUAGAGUAGACAGAUUUAGUAUCCUUCCAGAUGAAGUUGCUCAUCAUAUUCUUUCAUUCCUCAAGUUCAUAGAUCUUGUUCGAGUGAGCACUGUCUCUAAAACAUGCAGAAGAUUUUAUCUAUCAAUUCCCUCAUUGAAAAUCAAUCGAUAUAAUCUUUAUGCUAGAAGAGAUCAGGAGGAAGUAGAGUUAUUGAAUUUUUUGGACAGGUACUUUUUUAAUCGUGGGGAUAAUAGGAUACAGCAUUUUCACAUCCACUGGAGUUUCAAUUGGAAGCCUUCUAAUGAGCAGAUUCAAGUAACUGAAUGGAUUGAUAAAGCAGUAAGGUGUGAUGUUGAAGUUCUCGACAUUAGUUUCUGUGCACUUCCACCCUUGUUUGUGAUGCCGUCUUCUGUCUUUGUUUCUCAAUCUUUGAGGUCUCUAUCAGUGCACUUGCAUGGGGUGAUUCUUCAAGCUCCUUCAUCAUCUCUUUUAUGUAAUCUGCAUUCCUUGAAGUUGAGUGAAAUUAAAAUAGUAGAUGAGUGCCUUUUCAAAUGGAUAUCAUGUUCCUGCAAAUGCAUUAAGGAGUUGCAGCUUGAUCAGAUUAGAGGGUUGCCAAAGAUCACCAUCGAAAGCUCAUCGUUGAAAUCAUUUAAGGUUUGGAGUAAGGACCUCUUCCAUCUCAACAUCUUUGGUGAUAAAAUCGAAGAUAUACAUAUAACUUGGAGGAAAUUUUAUCCACCACCUAGCAGAAAAUGGUUAAACAUAUCUGCUCCAAAUCUUAAGUAUUUGAAAUGGGAAGGCAAUUUGAUGAAUAUCCAAAAUCUUGGGAUAUUAAUGAGUUUGGAAAAAGCUGUGGUUUUUCUAGAGUCUGCUGUAAAUGAAUUUGACAAUGUAUUUAAGGUUAUCUGCAGCAUCAGCAGAGCUAAAGUUGUUAUUCUAAAUGAAUGGACCAUUAAGGCUUUGUUGAGGGAAUAUAUCAUUCCCACACCAUUAGAUGAUCUUUGUUGCUUCGGUGUGGAACUUAAGAACUUGAAUGAUGACCUUGUUCCUGCAGUGGUCUCUCUUCUUAGAGAAAUGCCUAAUCUGAAUACUUUGCAAAUACAGUGUAGUCCUCGCUCAAGUGUUGCUAAUUCUCGAUGUUCUGGGAUUGAUAUGGGAUUCUGGAAAUUGCAAAACCUUGCUUUCAUUUACCAGCUCAAGGAGGCAAAGCUAUGGCUUUCCAAUGGAUCGAAUGGAAUUGAAUUGGCAAAGUAUAUCCUGGAGCAUGCUCAGAACUUGGAGAAAAUGGUCAUAUUUCAUUUAUUCAAGGACUCUGAUGUUGUAAGGGAGUUAAAAAGCAAGAUGAUAUCCAAUGCCACAGUUGUCUGUCAUGUCAGCAAGGAUGAAAGAGCAACCUCAUUACGUUUUAUUCGUUAGGUUUGUUUCAUUGUUGGAACUUUAUCUCAGAUGUGUAAAGUUGCAUUGUGCCAUUUUUACUAAUUUAGACUUUUAGAGUGAACUAUCUGAUCUUUAGUAUAUUUGUGUUCAGCGUACUUCUAUUUUAUAA